AAACAAAAAAAGUGUAUGAAUCGAUUUCAGAAUUAAUUGUUCAGAGUUAAUGUAGUUAUUGUAUUCUCUUUACUACUAAGUAAAAGGAUUGGUUUAUAACUCGUAAGGUUAAAUACCUAAUAUCAAGACUGAUAAUGAGUAAAAGGAGCGCAAGUAUGUUAGGAGACGCGUGUAAAAAAACUACCAAACAACCAAGACACUGGUCGCUAGGACUAUUAGGAUCCAUGAAAGACCCAGAGUUAAUCGUGAAACAGUCUGACCGAGUUGUAAUUAUUCGAGAUAAAUAUCCAAAGGCCAAAGUUCAUUACCUUAUACUGCCGCAGGAGGACAUAAAUAGUAUUUACAAUCUCAAUAAGAGUCACAUUAGUCUCUUAGAAGAAUUCGGUGAUUUCUAUGAAGAGUUAAAAGAAGACCAUCAAGGAACCACCCUCAGGGCUGGUUUUCAUGCUGUGCCAAGCAUGCAGCGGCUUCACAUGCAUGUUAUAAGCACUGACAUGAUUUCACCAUGCCUGAAAACAAAAGUACAUUGGAACAGUUUUGUUACAAAAAACUUUAUUCCUUACAAAGAUGCACUAAGUGAGCUGAAAGAGAAUGGAAGUAUUCAGAAAAUAUCUAAUGAGGCUCACAAGACUCUAAUGGCUACGGAUUUACAGUGCAACCAAUGUAAUUUUAAGCCUAAAAAUAUGCCACAACUUAAAGAACAUUUGUUCUCUCAUGCUAAAUAAACAUAAUAUCUUAAAUUGAA
Messenger RNA from Cydia fagiglandana, 745 nucleotides. RefSeq names its product aprataxin (gene Aptx). Gene Ontology annotation, cellular component: nucleus. Gene Ontology annotation, biological process: single strand break repair. Gene Ontology annotation, molecular function: double-stranded RNA binding; DNA 5'-adenosine monophosphate hydrolase activity; single-strand break-containing DNA binding. NCBI's taxonomy places the organism in Eukaryota, Metazoa, Arthropoda, Insecta, Lepidoptera, Tortricidae. The transcript has 2 exons. The coding region runs from base 135 to 725 and encodes 196 amino acids. The record is from RefSeq and is a predicted model, not a curated record.